GCGGAGCAGAGCCCAGUCCAGCCCUGCUCCAGACACCGAUGGCACCAUGAGCUCCAGCCACAGCUUCAGCCAGAGCCACUCGACCUCCCACCAUGGCAGCUGGGGUCAACCCAGGAGCUUCCCCAGACCCCCCAGCGUCCACGGAGGAGCAGGGGGCCUCCGCAUCUCUCUGUCCUUCACCAGGCCAAGCUGCUGGCCCUCUGGGGGGUCUUGGGGGUCUGACAGAGGCAGGCCCCUUCUAGGCGGAAAUGGAAAGGCCACCAUGCAGAACCUCAACGACCGACUGGCCGUCUACCUGGAGAAGGUGCGCGCCCUGGAGGAGGCCAACAUGAAGCUGGAAAGUCGCAUCCUCCAGUGGCAUCAGGAGAGAAAUCCCAGCAGCAAGAAAGAUUAUUCUCAAUAUGAGGAAAAUAUCAGCCACCUGCAAGAGCAGAUAGUGGACAGCAAGAUGACCAAUGCUCAGAUCGUGGUUCUUAUAGACAAUGCUAGGAUGGCAGUGGAUGACUUCAACCUCAAGUAUGAAAAUGAACAUUCCUUUAAGAAAGACUUGGAAAUUGAAGUGGAGAGCCUCCGAAAGACCUUGGAUGAUCUGACCAUCAUCACAACAGACCUGGAACAGGAGGUGGAGGGAAUGCGGAAAGAGCUCAUCCUCAUGAAGAAGCACCAUGAGCAGGAAAUGAAGGAGCAUCAUGUGCCCGGUGACUUCAAGGUCAAUGUGAAGGUGGACGCAACUCCAGGGGAAGAUCUCAUCAAGGUCUUGGAGGAUAUGAGGAAGGAAUAUGAGUCCAUCAUAAAGAAGAAACAUCGAGACCUGGACACUUGGUUUAAAGAGCAGUCAGCAACUGUGUCCCAGGAGGCGGCCAGCCCAGCGGCCGUGCAGGACAGCCAAAGUGACGUCCACGAGCUGAAGCGCACAUUCCAGGCCCUGGAGAUUGACCUGCAGGCGCAGCACAGCAGGAAAUCCGUUCUGGAAAAUGUGUUGUCAGAAACCAAGUCCAGGUACUCAGGCCAGCUCAGGGACAUGCAGCACAUCAUUGCCCGCUACGAGGAGGAGCUCACACGGCUACGGCGCGACCUGGAACGGCAGAACAAGGAAUACAGGGUGCUCCUGGGCAUCAAAGCCCACCUGGAGAAGGAAAUCGCCACCUACCGCCAGCUCCUGGAGGGAGACAGCGAAGGGACCGGGGAAGAAUCUAAGUCGAGUAUGAAAGCACCUGAAGCUGCCAAGAUCAAGACUAUCACCCAGGAGAGCGUCAAUGGAAGAAUAGUUCUGUCUCAAGUGAAUGAGAUUCAAAAGCAUGCAGGAAGCCAGUGAAAGUCUCCAUCUGUUGUAAAAACUAUUUCCCCCAAUGGAAAGCCCUUUCCUAGACACUAAUGGGUGAGUCCUAAAGGUACCUUGGAAUUAUCAAAUUCUAAAACUUUUUUUUUCUCCUGUGUAAUGAUCUC
Molecule: messenger RNA, 1446 nt
Organism: Jaculus jaculus (lesser Egyptian jerboa)
Lineage: Eukaryota; Metazoa; Chordata; Mammalia; Rodentia; Dipodidae
Gene: Krt23
Product: keratin 23
Exons: 8
Coding region: 47-1315 (422 amino acids)
Molecular function (GO): structural molecule activity
Source: RefSeq, a predicted model, not a curated record